Messenger RNA from Cinara cedri, 1451 nucleotides. Lineage: Eukaryota; Metazoa; Arthropoda; Insecta; Hemiptera; Aphididae. The record is from the annotation of a GenBank genome assembly.
AUGAUAUCGUUAAAAGUUGACAAUCUCACACGCAGGACUACGAUAGUAGAUCUGAAACAGGUGUUCGAACGUUUCGGUAAAAUCGGUGACAUUUACAUUCCUCGAAAUAAAUUCACUCACGAAAGCAGAGGAUUCGCUUUUGUCAGGUAAUUUUAAAAUAUUUACAGCAUAAGAAGCUUUUUCUAUGGGUAUUAGGUUUGAUGUAAUGGUUUUGGAAGGCGUUUCCAAGUGCAUUAUAAUAAAUUAUAAUAAUAUUAUAACUCAAUAAAGUAAAUAAAUAUAUAUAUAUAUGAAAAUAAAAUUAAUUAAUUAAUGAAUCCGUAGACUUCAUUAAAAUUAAUAAUUUUGUUUUAUUUUAUUAUUUUAUUAAAUAUUAUAAUAUUAACAGCAAAGAUUAUUGAUAUACAAUUUAGAUUUAUAAAAAUGAAUAUUUUCUAUACAAUAUAAGUAUGAUAUUGAACUCCAUAUGAAUAUUAUCAUACGUAGUCUAUGAGUUGCACAGUGCUUGCUUAUUUGAUGAAUAUUGGGUCAACGUCAGGGAUGUAUUAAUCAUUAGGUACUAUAGGUACCGUAUCUUACGAGAAACAGCCGAUCUAAAUUUACUAAAAAAGAACUAAAGCCAAACAAUAAUAAUUUAUUGAUACAAAAUUUAUUAUUGAAUUUUAGAUUAACCAUGAUACUUAAAUGACCUAAAUAAUUUAAUAGUAAUGUAAUUUUAAAAUAGUGUCUUUUUAAGCUAAAUAAAAUUGUAUAUACCUAUAUUAACAUUUACGAAUAAAUAUCAAGGAUGGGUAUUAACGAUUUAAUAAAUUAAAGUUAAGCUAAUUUAACAUUUUAACUUAAUAAAUUCAUUUUUUUUUUUUAAACUAUUAACUUAAUUCUUAACUUGAGGUAUAUUUAAUAAUAUACACUGUUAAAGUAUAACAUAAACUCGAUAAAACUAUUUUCAAAGUACUUAACUAUAAUAUGAAAGACAAUUUUCGGUAGAUUGUAAUUAGUAAUAGUAAUAUUAAUUUGUGGGUAGCAAUAUAAAUUGAGCAUAAUAAUAAGUAUGUGGUUAGGUUAUUUUGUAUAAUACUCAUAUUAUUUUAGAUUUUUGGACCAACAAGACGCGGACAACGCGAUAGAAAUGUUGCAAGGUCAUGUAGUUGAUGGUAGGCAUAUACGAGUUCAAAUUGCUCGUUACGGCCGCCCAACUUUGCCUAUUAAAAGAAGCCAAAGAAGGUAUAAUACUUAUACAUUUUUAAUAUUUCCAUUAUUAAAAAUAUUAUUUAAUUUAAUGUUUCACUUGACCACUUCUUCGACAAUUAAAAUACUGCAAACUGAAGUUAUCAAACUCCAAACUAUCUAAAAUACUAUAUAUACCCAAGAUUGUACAUUAACAAGUUAAAUUAAUUUAACUUUUUAACUUUAGGAAUUAUUUUGUUUUGAACUAUCAACUUAAUUUUUAA